This is a messenger RNA of Ilyonectria robusta, 3377 nucleotides long. Its product is annotated as sulfate transporter family-domain-containing protein. Gene Ontology annotation, cellular component: membrane. Lineage: Eukaryota; Fungi; Ascomycota; Sordariomycetes; Hypocreales; Nectriaceae. The record is from RefSeq and is a predicted model, not a curated record. The coding region runs from base 195 to 3377 and encodes 1060 amino acids. The transcript has 6 exons.
CUCUCGCCGUCUGUCCGCUAUCUGAGGCCGGGAAUGCUUUUACUUCUGCCUUUCGUGGUGGUUUGAGUUUCUACGUUUUCCGUUCUUCGUUUGUGUCCUCAUCCAAGCGAUAUCAAUAACUAUGCCCAAUCCCUCCCACUUUCCGGCUGCCUCCUGGAGCUUCAUCGGCCAGUUCCGAGCUUUGAGCUGAUCCAAUGUCUUCGCCGCUCGGCUUCACUCCAUGGAGGAGGAGGGCAUUGAGCUCGACCUCGCAGCGCGAUCCCCCGCAGCUCCAACCUGCCGAUGGCUUCAGCUCCAGCCCUUCGCACGGUUCCCACCAAACUUCUACUACUACUACGCAAGCUCGCCCGACGUCCAUCAGCUCCGCGCCCAGCCAUCGAGAGCCCAUUCGAUCCUUUAUUCACAGCUCUGUGCGAGAUGACUUACUGGUUCCGGUAGAUAGUGUUCAAAAUGCGAGAAACAUUUGUCAAGACACCGCGGAGCUUGCCACCUACCUCCUCUCAGACGGACAAGCUCCCCCAAGCCCCGUAUUCCUACGCUCGCGAUCAUCCGUCCACGAAGUCGCCGCGUCCGAUUACGGCGACGAGUCUUCCAUAGCUGACCAUGCGCGCAACUCGACAACGAUUGUAGAGGUAUCUGAGCCGCCAUCGCCAGAGGCCGAGCGCGACACACAUGCGCCCGCCGGGCCCUCGGUUCUUGCAAACCUCCUCAAGGGCUCCCCUCCUCAGUCGAUGGCUCAACAUCACCCUCCCGAGACCGAACAUGAAGAAGACGAUGGGGACCGAAACCAGCCCGAGCCGCGUUUCCAUACCGAUGCCAGUUCGGAGCGUACGCCACUGCUGUCGAGGGUGACUUCAGGCGGCAGGCGGUCUUACACGGAGGAUCUUGAGGGUCUGAAAUCUCGCGCAAAGCGUCCUUGGAUAAGCGGUUUGGUAGAAGCAGGCCACAAGGCAAUAUGGCACAACACGGUGGUUACUCCCGUCUCAUGCUUGCCCGCCGUGGCUGUUGGUCUAUUGCUCAACAUUCUAGAUGCGCUCUCUUACGGUAUGAUUCUUUUUCCUCUGGGAAAGCCAAUCUUUUCACAUCUAGGAUCUGCCGGUAUCUCGGUUUUCUAUGUCAGCACCAUCGUGUCACAAAUCACAUUCUCAUCGGGCAGUAUCUUUAAGGGCGCCGUGGGGUCUGAAUUGAUCGAGGUGGUGCCGUUCUUUCACAACAUGGCGUUCCGAAUCACCGAUACGGUUGGAGAGAAUAACCCUGACGCCACCAUUGCCACCACUAUCGUGUCAUACUCCAUAAGUGCCAUGAUUACCGGCCUCGUCUUCUAUCUCAUGGGCCGAUUCAAGGUUGGAUAUAUGGUGGGGUUCAUCCCCCGGCACAUCUUGAUUGGAUGCAUAGGUGGCGUCGGAUGGUUCUUGGUCACUACGGGGUUCGAGGUAUCGGCUCGCCUCGACGGUAGUCUGGAAUAUGACCUCGACACGCUGAAGAAGUUGGCAAACCCAUCAACCGUACCGCUCUGGGUUGUCCCCCUGAUACUGGCCAUUCUUCUCUUCUACGAGCAGUCAAAAAUUACCUCCAAGUUCUUUUUGCCUUUGUUUAUCUUGGCGAUUCCCUUGGUUUUUUACUUUUUUGUAUUGGCUCUUGACGUGUUGGAUGUGGAUACAUUGCGCGACCAAGGAUGGAUUUUCCAAGGGCCACCCUCCUGGGAGCCGUGGUGGUAUUUCUACACUCUCUACCAGUUCAAACUUGUGCGCUGGGAUGCAGUCGUCGAAUGUAUCCCCGCCAUGUUUGCCUUAACCUUCUUCGGCAUCCUACAUGUCCCGAUUAACGUCCCUGCCUUGGCCCUGAACUGCGGCGAAGACCACGCUGAUCUCGACAAGGAGCUGAGGCUUCAUGGCUAUUCCAAUUUCCUGUCUGGUUGCUUUGGCAGCAUCCAGAACUAUUUGGUCUAUGCGAACACCGUGUUUUUCAUGCGGUCAGGCGGAAACACACGCCUCGCAGGCUACAUGCUAGCUGCCGCCACCUUCGGCGUCAUGCUUGUUGGCCCAUCACUUAUCGGAUUCAUUCCGGUCAUGAUGGUGGGCACUUUGAUCUUUGAUCUAGGCUUUGAGCUCAUGUUGGAGGCGCUAUGGCUCCCCCGCAAGAAGCUCAAGCUCGCUGAGUACAUAACCGUAGUCGUCAUUGUGCUCGUCAUGGGCAUUCACGACUUUGUGGUGGGUAUCGGGGUCGGCAUCUUGCUAGCCUUCGCAUCACUCAUUCUACAAACUUCACUGGUGUCAGCUAUCCGUGGAAACUAUUCCGGUGACAUUGUCACUUCCACUGUGAGGCGCAAUCUCUGGCAGCAUCACUACCUGCACCGGGUUGGCUGCCAGAUCUAUAUUGUGAAGCUCACGGGGUAUCUCUUCUUCGGAACCGUUGUGAGCGUCGAGGAGAAGAUUCGAGGCCUGUUGGAGGACAGUGCAUUUGCCAAGCAGCCCAUCAAGUUCCUAAUAUUGGACUUGUGGCACGUUUCUGGCCUUGAUUACUCGGCCGGUGAAGCAUUCAAUACCAUCAGUAGGCUUCUCAACAACAAGGACGUUGUUUUUGUCCUGAGUGGUGUUGACUGCGACAGUGAGCUUGGUCGAAACCUGAGGGCCGUUGGAUUAGGAAGCGAUGGAAUCGAUGUCAUGAUGGUGCCCGAUCUUAACUCUGCAUUAGAGAGCUGCGAGAACGAGCUUCUAAAAACCCUAUAUGCGAGACAGGAGGAGCUUGCUUUGAAGCGAGUUUCCGUCCAGAACUUGGAUGUCCCUGCGAGAUCUUCGACUGCGUUCUCCUCAUUCGACCCGCCCUUCAACUCACCUCGGCGAAACCAUCUUGUCGAGGCUGCCCAGGAUGCACUGAGCAGUGUCGACGUGCAGCGUCCAUCCAGAUGGAUGAGCUUCAAAGAGCCGCUUAGGCUCAUGCUCCAGAUCUUCCAGGGCCUCAGUGAAAGAAAAGAGGAAAGAAACGAGGACUUCUGGUUCCCAGCAACCUCAUACUUUACCCGACGCGAGUAUCCGGCCGGUACCAUUCUUUUCCGGCGCGGAGAGUCGGCGAACGGCUUCUACAUGUUGGAACGGGGCAUCAUCCGGGCUGAAUACGACCUCCCUCAGGGAUGGCUUUGCGAGAGCAUCGUGGCGGGCACGACCUGCGGCGAGCUCCCCUUCUUUUCCGAUACUGAUCGGACGGCGACUGCGGUGGUGGAGAGAGAUUGUGUCGUCUGGCUUAUGGACCGGGAGCAGUGGGCCAAGAUUCAAAUCGAGCAGCCGGAGGUUGGUAGGGAACUGUUGAGGGUGUCCCUGAAGCUCACUAGCGAGCGCAUGAGCGCUAUUACCUCGUACAUCUUGACGACGGCGGGUUAG